Molecule: messenger RNA, 858 nt
Organism: Penicillium alfredii
Lineage: Eukaryota; Fungi; Ascomycota; Eurotiomycetes; Eurotiales; Aspergillaceae
Product: cut8/STS1 family protein
Exons: 3
Coding region: 1-858 (285 amino acids)
Biological process (GO): nuclear protein quality control by the ubiquitin-proteasome system; proteasome localization
Cellular component (GO): nucleus
Source: RefSeq, a predicted model, not a curated record
AUGAACAGCCUGGUGGCCACGCCUCCUGUCCCUCCCCAUUUCUACGAGCCCCCUCGACUUUCUCCCUCCCGUAUAAUGUCGACACCAUCUUCCUACACCAGCCGCAAACGGAAAGCCGACGAUGAUGGCAAUGACCACGAUGGACGCAUGUCUGCCUCCCCGACCAACUCACCUGCUUUCACUCCUCGCCAGCUCCCUGCCUUCCGCAAUGUGAAGCGUACCCGACCAAACGUUUCAGGCCGACCGCUUUCCCUACCACGCCUCCUUGAGACCCUCGACACAGAUGCGCUCCGAUCGGUAGUCCGCACCAUGUGCGAGCGCCACCCCCAGCUCGUCGACGAGGUCGUGCACACAUCGCCACGGCCCAACGUCUCGUCGACCCUCCAGGUGCUACGAAAUUACCAGGCCACCCUGCACUCGUCGUUUCCGCUGGGUGGCAACACUGCCUCCGACUACGCCUACAACCGAGCUUCGAUUUCCCUGAGCUAUUUGGACGGUGCCACAGACAUCAUCCACGCCCUGCCACGCUGGAACACGCCACAGAACAACAUUGAACGUGACUCGGCCUAUGACGAGAUCUGCAAAGCCUGGAUCCUGGUGAUCCGCGAGGCUGCCAAGCGCGGCGGUGGCAUCCAGCUGCAGUACGGAGGUUGGGACCAGAAGCUGGCCAAGCACAAUCAGUCUUCUGGGGGCAAGCUCCAGGCUGCGGUCAACGAGCUGGGCUCGAGCCUUGGAUGGAUGGGUGGAUCGGACACUCAGUCUCACGGUGCUGGCGGCAGUGAACUGGGUUCCAUACGGGACCAGCUUCUGUCGGGAACGUACGGGCUUGGAACGCCCGUCAAGGUUGGACCGUGGUGA